AUGCUAGGAAUACAAACUGGUGUUCAGGCUUUUAUUUCAACAUUCACUGAACAUUGGCAAGUUACAGGACUUACUGAGGAAAGCGUCAUGAAUUACUUAGAAGAAGUUAUGCAAGCCAUCUGUAUAGCCCUCCUUGUCGCUAAUUUCCUUCUCAACAUCGGUCGUACUCUAAAAGCCAUCGAGUUAUGCAAUGAAAGCUUACUUUUGCUCAGUAAUAAAGUGCUGAGUGUACAAAAGCCAUUACAGCAAAGAAUGUACAGAAAAAUUUACCAUACCAUGUUUAAGGCGUACUGCCGUGUUAGCGAUCACUCGAAUGCAAUAGCUUGCGGCAGGAAACUUCUCAACAUUCACCACGAGUGUUGUGAUGCAGGUCAAGAAGGUGUGCUUAGCAUAGCACUGGCACAGAUAUAUCAGAGUCAAAGUAUGUAUGCUGAGGCAAAAGAACUUUAUGGGAGAGCAAUCCUUGUCAUGCAAAAAACAAGUGACAGGAGAGGAGAAGCAAUCGCUUUUGGAGGUCUAGGAAAUCUGUUUACUUUACUCGGUGAAUACGUCAAGGCUGAAAAAUAUCAUGAAAAAGCACUUGCGAUAAGCGUGGAAAUUGGUGACAGAGCAAUAGAAGGAAAAUGUUAUGGAAACCUAGGAAAUGUGUUUCAUUCUCUCUGUGAAUAUAUCAAGGCUAAAGAAUAUUAUGAAAAAGCACUUGCGAUCAGCAUGGAAAUUGGUGACAGAGCGAAUGAAGGAACAUGCUAUGGAAACCUAGGAAAUGUGUUGGAAUCUCUCGGUGAAUAUGUCAAGGCUAAAGAAUAUUACGAAAAAGCACUUGCGAUCAGCAUGGAAAUUGGUGACAGAGCGAAAGAAGGAACAUGAUAUGGAAACUUAGGAACUGUGUUUGAUUCUCUCGGUGAAUAUGUCAAAGCUAAAGAAUAUUAUGAAAAAGCACUUGCGAUCAACA
This is a messenger RNA of Orbicella faveolata, 952 nucleotides long. RefSeq lists its product as uncharacterized. Lineage: Eukaryota; Metazoa; Cnidaria; Anthozoa; Scleractinia; Merulinidae. The record is from RefSeq and is a predicted model, not a curated record. Gene Ontology annotation, molecular function: protein binding.